Messenger RNA from Bactrocera oleae (olive fruit fly), 7919 nucleotides. RefSeq lists its product as uncharacterized. Lineage: Eukaryota; Metazoa; Arthropoda; Insecta; Diptera; Tephritidae. Gene Ontology annotation, cellular component: nucleus. Gene Ontology annotation, molecular function: protein binding. The record is from RefSeq and is a predicted model, not a curated record. Gene Ontology annotation, biological process: regulation of gene expression.
AGUGACGCGGACAAAGCGGAAAGCGUUGCCGAAAGCAACAAAACCGGCGAAAGCGCAGUUGGUAACACAUGCGGCGACACUGCGUAGCGCAACGCAACGCAGCGCUGCAGAUGCUGCCGCCAACGAGGUGUCCAAAUCGAAUGCGGCCGACUUCAGCGCGUUCGACUUCAAUGACAGCUCCGAUAAUUCUGAUAUACAGGCGCGCCCGCCAUCCUACCUCAGUCGCGCGAAUCUGCAUAACAAUAUAAGCAGUGGCGGCGGCAGCGGCGGUAACAACAGCAAUGGCAACAAUACCAGCAACAGUAUUAACAGCUGUAACAGUAACAACAACAACAGUAGAUUAAAUAAUAGUAGUAAUUUAGUGAACAACAACAACAAUAAUGCGAGUUGUCACGAAGUGGAAGCGUCGAGUAAUGCGGGAACGCGCAGUGGGAGGAAUGGCGCUGAAAUGCAUGAAGUCAACGGCGACGCGAUGGAGCAAGAUGAAGAGGACAAUGAUGCUGGCGGAGAUGGUGGCGAUGACGAUGAUGAAGAGGAUGACGACGAUGAGGAAGAAGCAAUCAAUGAGGCUGAAAACACAAAGCAGCGUGAGCAACGAACACGCACGAAAGCGGAAGAGAAAGGCGGCGGCAACGACGAUGACGACGACGAUGAGGAGGAGGACGAGGCGGACGAUGAUGCUCCGAAUGAAGCGUUCAAUGUCACCGCGCGACAGUUGCGCGCUGUCACGGAUGCAUUGGCUAGUGUGACCAAUGACAAUGACAGGUUUCUCGAGUCGCCAAAUGCGUCCACUGCCGGUGCGGCUGCAAACGCUGGCGCGGCUGUUAAUGUGUCCAAUAUUAGCAAUGGCAGAGAUGGUGAUGACAACAACGUCACUAAUAACAACAACAGUAGUAGCAACCACAGCCACAGCAAUAUUGCGCAUCAAACAAACAACAACAACACUACCAACAAUGAUGACAAUAGCAAUGCCAGCAGUGAAGAUGAUGAUGGCGAGGACGAUGAUGACGACGACAUGGUCUGUCAUGGCAUGCGCGCACUAGAUGGCAUGGGUGUGGGCGAUGCACAUCGCUCGGCAGUUAAUACACACAACAGCAACAACAAUAACAAUAGUCAUCAUAACAGCAAUAGCGCUGCAGAUGCAUUGCUGAUGGCAGCGAUUGCCAAUGCAAGCACCAAUGGCACAAACAGCAAUGGAGGCGCUGCGGGCGUACUCAACAACGCGUUGACUACAAAUGCGACCACAGAGUCACACAACCAAUGCGCGACGCAGCAAAAUGCAGCCACCGGCGUUAGUUCACUUUUUGAAGGCGCCUUAGGAGCGAACAACGGCAACAAUUGCAAUGAAUUGGCGCGUAGUAGCAGCGCCAGCCUGAGCAAUAACAGCUCAUCUACUGCUGCGCUAGGUGUUGGUGGAGGUGGUGGCAGCGUUAUUGGCGCGGGUGAUGCGAAUAGCAUUGGCAUUGGUGGCAGCGGUGGUGGUGGCGGCGGCGGUAAUGGCAGUAUUUGUGGUGGUGUCGGUGGAGGUAGCGGUAACGGUAUCGCGGCCGGCAUUGGUGGUGAGAGUAUGUGUGGCGGUGCGCCUAGCGAGGCAGGUAGCGCGGCUGGCACAACGGGUUCGGGCCAUAGUGAGCGUAAGAAGUAUCGCCAUCAAAAUUAUAGCAAAAAUAUUUACAUCGGCACCAAGAACGCGGAAAAGUGGGAGCACACACGCACGCGUCUGCAAUUCAAAAACGAUGUGGAGUUUGUGACGUACUUGUUGAAUUUGGCCGACAAUGAUACGGAACGUUUGGCGAAUUUACCACCGCCCUCGGCGCCAACAACACCCACAAAAAGUUUCGCCAACAACUUCAAACUGGAACCCAACCUCAGCGUGAAGGAGUUCAGCAAAAGUCAAACUGAGAAUAGUAGCGAGGCACCAGCACCCGCGCCGAUACGGAGGAAAUACAAAAAGCGCGUACAGUUCAGUGACGCACUUAAUGGCUUUCCGAAAAUUAAAGACUUUUCGAAUUUCUCCGCAAAAGCGAAGAAACACGAUCAAAAAAUGAAGAAUGCCACAAACACGAGCGGUGCAGGCAACGAUACCUUGCCCGAGGUGUUGGACUGUCGCAUAGCAGAGAAGAUCAAGAGCGAGCUGGAAGAGAAGGGCGCUACGAAAGGAUCAACGCAUCAAAAUGCAUUGUGUCUGAAGAAACCAGGUGAGGCGGGAGAUGAAACCGAACAGCACAACCACAGCGACGAAGACGAUGAUGAGGAAGCAGAAGCAGAGACCACCGGCGCUGACUCAACUAGCGCAGCUGCUCUUGCAAGUGCUGCCAAUGUUGCUGCAGCAGCUAACGGCGACGUAGUCGAUGCCAACAAUGGCGUCGGGGCAGGAGCAACACCAACGCCCACACUGACAGCACCAACCGCAAUGGCCACCACCAGCAAUUUCCGUGCGCGAGUGAAAGGCAAACGUGGCCCUAAACCCGCAACGACGCUGCCGGUCAACAAUGCGUUCAGCAGUCUGGGCACCAGCCUUGCCGAUGAUGAAGAAGAUGAGCUCGACGGCGAUACCGAUGGCGAUGAUGAAGAUGAGGAAAUGGAUGAAGAAGCGUUGGCGCGUGAAAUGAAAAACGAACAGAAUUUCGUUGAAGAGGAGGACGAGCACGACAUAGCCUUUCGUUCGCAGCAAUCGUGUCGCGAAUGCUCCAUCACGCAUGACUAUAAAAUUUGUCCAUUACGCACUGCAAUUGGCACCAUUACCGAUGCGGUGGAUUUGUCUGAGUGGAUAGAACGUAAAAACUUGGAGGCUUUGGCCAAACUAAAACAUGAUGCACAACGACAAGCGAAACAGGAUCACGAUCCCGAUGAUGAGGAUAUGGACGAAACGUCGCAAAUGUCUGAGCUUGAAACGAAGCCGUUGAUAACGUUCGCCGAAGCUUCGGUGCCAGCCGAAUUCGAGCUGCAUAAUGUCGAACCGAAUGUGACGGGCGUGUUUGCGCGCACCGAAGUGCGUUCCUACACCAAACUGGGACCGCUUAUCGGACAACCUGUGCAGAAUAGUGAGGUACGCGAAGGCAGCGAUAUGAAGUGGAUAUUUGAGAUAUGCGAAGCUGGUGCGGAGUUGUCUCAACUAUUGGCUUGCGACAAUCCAAACACUUCCAAUUGGUUGCGCUAUAUACGACCGGCGCCCAGUUACGAGGAGCGCAACGUGAACUUAGUUUCGAUUGAACGGCAAGCGUUCUUCGUCACCUGUCGCGAUGUGAAGAAUGGCAUGGAACUGCUCUACUGGAGCGACGACUGCAACACGAUGUGGCGCAAGAAGCACACGGAGAAAACGAAUUGUGGCGGUUGCAAUUUACGCUUCGACCAUCCGCUCUACUAUCGCACGCAUUGCUCGAUUUUCCACGAUCCCUCGAUGAGUCUCACCAUACGCAAGUAUCACUGCAAGGUGUGCGGCGAAGCGGUGCUUGGCAAGGACAACAUCAUGAAGCAUGCGGCCGAGAAGCAUGAGGGCAAAGGCGCCUACCAAUGCCAAUUUUGCAACAAGUUCUUCCUGCGACUCAACUACUUGGAAAUGCAUCGCACCUACGGCUGUGCGGCCAAUCCGAAUCGUGCGCGACCACUUUGCGAUUUCUGCGGUCGUAAAUUCUGCCAACCGCAAAAGCUCAAGGCUCACAUCAAGCGCAUGCACAGUGAUAUGGCUGAAGUUUUACGAGAUUUUCAGUGUAAAUUAUGUUCAAAACUUCUAGGAUCACGCGCCGCGCUGCAGCGUCACUCCAAGGAGGUGCACAGUCGCAACUCGACGGUGGUCAGCUGUCCGCGAUGUCAGAAGCUCUUCCAGAAUCGCAGUAAUUUGAAAAUCCAUAUGCUCACACAUUCGGGCGUCCGACCAUUCAAAUGUUCGGAGCCCGAGUGUAAUGCCGCUUUCACCACGAAGCAAUGUCUUCAGUUUCAUUAUAAGAAGGUGCAUAACUAUACACAGGAGCAGAUGCCCAGGAUUGAGCGUAGUGUCGCGUAUACCUUCGAUGCUUAUUCGGGUGGCAUGAAGGUGGACUUUCUGGAACAAGCGCCGCGCCGCCGACGUAAGAGCCUGGAGGAUCAAAACUCACGACUGAGCUCGAGCAUACAAAGCGACACUGAGUUCUCGGACGACAAUAUUUUCGAAGCCAUCAAGAAAUCGGGCAAAUCCAUCAAAGAUCUGUGCCGUAAUGAGCCAAACCUCUCAUUACUUUCAUCUAAGAUAUCCAGCAUAUUUGGCGAAAAAGUUGUGGGCAGUCGAAAACGCAAGAAAAAGAAGGAACCACCAACAGCAAAUAUGAAUUUGAUGGGUACAGUCGCUGGCGGUGCUGGGGCCAGUGUAGGCAACGCCACUGAGGAGGAUGAUGAAGACGAGCAUAUGGAGCAGGUGCGUCGUAAACAAGCCAAUGCGCAAUUGAGUCUCGUUGAAUCCUUUUUGACCACGACGGCACAGCGUCUCACCGCACAGCAACAAGUCCAACAGGUGGUCGCCGCCGCAGCGGCUGUAUCGGCGAUGGCCGGUGCUGGAGCGGCAGCCGUAGCUGAAGAUCCCACCAAAAUGCACAUGAUGUCUGGGCUCAAUAGUCAACAUCACGCGAUGGCUAUGAGUGGACAUGCAGUAGCGGGUAUGCUGAAUGACGAUGAUGACGAAGAGGACGACGAGGAUGACAAUGGAGCGGAUGAUGUACAUGAUGGCGGACAUGGUGAAACGCAUGACGACAAUAACGGUUACCGCCAUCAUGCUGGCAUGAAUGCUUUGGGACAGAAUUUGGUUGUGAGUAAAGGCAGCAAGAAAUGGAUUAGCGGUGACGAUCGUCAUCUGUCGCGCGACUGUGUAAACACAGUGGAUCGCUGUGGCAUGGGUGGUGGCGGUGUUGGUAGUGGUGGUGUUGGAGUAGGUGUCGGCGUUGGUGGCGGUGUAGGGACUGAUGCAGCGGUCGCUGCUGCUAUGGGUGGCGCCGCGGCUGUGGCGGCUGCCUGUGGUAUGAGCGGCAAUGGUGGUGGUGUUGGCGUCGGUGUGGGCAAUGAUAUGGGUAUGCCACCGUUUGCGGUGCCACCCAGCACAGUGGAUAAUGCGAACAAAUUGAUUGGCCACAAUCGCGACUUUUUAGCGCGUCUGAUGAAUUCCGCUAAUGCUAGUCAUGCGCAUCAUAACAAUCGCGGCGAAGAGGAUGAGAACUCCUCUUUCCUCGAUGUGGUCGAAUCCAAUAAUAAUAAUAACAACCAAAUUGCACAAUACCAUCACAAUAGCGGCGGCGGUGGUGGCGGUGUAGUUGGAAAUGUUGGCAGCGGAGGACAUGUGGUCAACACGGGUAAUGGCAAUACGAAUAAUAUGGUUGGCGGUACGAACAACACACCGGGCCACCAAGCGGAGGAGGCACAGUUGCAAAUGAAUUCGUUGGCGCAUUCGCAAUCGUUUAUGAGUUCGUUUUACAACAAUGCAAAUGCAAGACUGAGCGGUGCAGGUGGCGCCUCGACAUCGGCGAGCAUGCUUGUAGAGGCAGCAUUGAAUUCUGUGGGUAAUAUGAUCGAUUCGGAAAAUAAUGACAUGAAGGUGCCGAAUGAUGCGAACAUUAACACCGAUAGUCCAAUGAGCGCUCAUCACGUUGACAACGAGACGAAUCGCUUCAACACAGACACUGCCGCCAAUCACCACUCCAUUAACAGCAUUGACAACCUGGAGAACGAGCUGAAGAUGAUGAAGAAUCUCAGUAGCUUCCCAAUGCAAAUUCCACCACUGCCAAUGUUCCCGAACUCAGGCAACGCUAUGACCUCCUGCAACAUAUCGCCAAACGCUUCGACACCGACAAAUCCUCAAAGCAACCAAAAUAAUAACGACGUAGAUGUGGAUGCCAGCUCCACGCCACGCCCACAGCAUUUAGGUGCCGGCGCUGCUGAUUCCGACGGCUUCUCCUCGGUACAUCAUCGCACACCGCCCACGCCGCAACCCAUAUCGCCUGGUCGCGAUUAUGGUAUGUUCAGCAAUGCGAAUGCUACUGGCGCUAAUGGUACACCCGGCGGACCAGGCACAGCAGGCAGCAACAGCAGCGGUAAUAGCGUCAGUGGUAAUAGCAACAAUAACAUAUCAGCCUCCUCACCUUUGCCCACAAUGCAAGGACAUAGACGUAAUGCAUCAAGUGUUGGCAGCGCAUAUCCAGAACAUGAGCUCAUAUCGCCCGCAUCAUCGCCGUCUAUACCACGCUACAAUUUCAACGGCGAAAUGAUGCGACACAAACGCGCGGAGCAUGAGAAUGAUAGACGGCAAGCGAUUGGACAUAAUCCACAUCUAUCUAGUGACGAUGAGAACAGUAUUAUGCCACAAAAUAGCUCGGGUCAAGAUAUGCGCAUGAAAUUCUCACAGUCGCAAAUGGACCUCAUGUAUACCAAGUACGAAAGUAUGGCUGCCAAUGCGGCGAAUCUUAAGUACAACAGCCAAGAGCUCGAUUCGCCGGCAGAAUAUCGCAGUGCGAACAGCAAUACCGCCUCUGCGCCCACCGCCAACGAUCUGUCGGACUUGCAGGGUCUCGACAUGUCACGCUCCAGUGUCAGCGCUUCGAACUAUCACCACAACUUCCAGCUGCCUGGCAGCGCCAGCUCCAAUAUACCUGGUAUCGGUCGCUACCAUCAUCACAUCUACGAUAUACUCUCCGAGCGUGAACAACAGUCGCAACAAGCGCAGACACAGCAGCAACAACAUCAUAGUUCUGCAGUGGCGGCCGCCGCUGCUGUGGCAGCACAACAUCAACAACAACAGGAACACUCCAGCCAAUUGGCUAUGCAACAACAUCAAACGGCGAUGCAUAAUAUGCUACCCGAUCAGCUGGGCGAACAAGAUCACGAUCAAACCACUUCAGUAGACUUGAGUCGUACCGCUAAUUAUGUGGUGCCAUCACCACCACAGUUACCGUAUAAUCAUCCACAUCACGAUAUGCUGCGUAUGGCAUCAUUGGAUUUGACGCCAAAUACCAAUAUGUCUGUCGGCAAUAAUCGUUCCUUUCUCUCCUCGCAAAUGCAACAUCAGAGUCGUGAGAGUUUGGAGCAUCACCGUCUAUUGUCUACUGUGGAACAGCAUCGCAUAUUGGCUGCGUCCAAUGUGGCGGCUGAUCAGCAUCGCUUACUGGUCGAUCCCACCGCUCAUCUGCUGAUGGAGCAAAAUAAUCGACUCUUGGGCACCGAUCAAUCACGUCUUCUCGGCGAGUCGGCGCAAAAUAGGCAUAUGGCGCGCAGUUUUGGCGCCUACCAUCAGGUCGCAUCGGGCAAUUAUCAUCCUGGUGUGCGUCCACCAGUACUGCCAUCUGCUAAUCAUCAUGCUUCCAAUCCAUCAAACUACCACCCCUUCCCGGCUUAUUAUUAAAAGUGAGUGUGCUGUAAAUAUGAACUUUUGAAGUGUUGAAUAUUCUGCAGGGGUUUCAACAGGUGAUUAGUGCUUUUAAUGAGGUUUCGAGAAAUUAGUUUGGGUUUUUUAGGAACUAUGUCAGUCAGUCAAUCGAAACUUAAGUACAGAUUUCCAAUAUUUUAGAUAAUCCCUUAUGUAAAAAAGCCGUCGCUGUGUAGUGAGUAGAUUCCAGCUAAAAAGGAAUUAAAUUCACCUCUCAACAGAUGGUGCUGAACCUCCGAGAUCAUUUCUACGAUGAACAAAGCGGUAGCUGGUUACUUUCGGCGAAUCACUGGCCUACAUAAGUAUUGUAACGAAGCUUUUUGUUGCCCCUGCUUCUUCUGGUUUGCUGAGGUAUACUCGCCGCGUCCAGGGUUCGUUACAAUAUAAAUUUGUAAACUAUGGGGCUCUUUGCAAAUCGCUUUUAUUUAGAAGUGCACACUACCACACGUACUUUAUUAUAUAUUAUUAUUAUAAUCUCUGGAACUGCGUUCAAGGAGCGCCGCCCGUUGCUGGCGUUCCGACAGUUUCCUUCACACUU